AUUUGAAGUGAAGAUAGCCCGACGAAUAAUCCUAAUCGUACGUUAAUGGACAAUAACGUCGAUAAUGCUAAUAAUAAAAAAGAUAAAAACGCCAUUGAUCUCCUUUGUGAGGUGUUAGAACAUGAGAUAUCUAAAAAGUGCAUCGAAAACAACAUAAGAAAGGAUCAAGAGGAUUCUUCCAAAGAGGAACGAUCUGAACAAGAAGAAGAAGAUAUCAAUGGUGAAUCUGAUUGUAUUUUAGAUGAAAAUAAUGUCAAUUAUGGCUCUAAACUUUGGUCAAAAGAUGAAAAGACUGGAAAUUAUCGUUUAACACAUGGAUUACCAGGAGGUAGAAAAUUUCGUACUAUGGAAAACCUCUAUGAGAAUACUAUCAGGCUCUCACCAGUUGAAGAUGAAUUUAAUUGGGAAUUUCCAACUAACAAAGAUCCAAUUAAUAUGAAUGUCUCGACAAAAGAAGAUUCAAGUAUCAAAACGAACAAAGAGGAUGUUGGUUCUAAGAGAAAAGAGAUAGAAAAUGACAAUGGAAAAAAGGAUGCUGAGGCUUCUUCCAACUAGCUUCAAGAUUGCAUUUUAAUCAUUUCUUUGAAUGUUGAAUUAUACCAAUUAAUUUAAAACUAAUACCAUAUUAGUUGUUGUAGUGCUACACAUGUACUUGUAGUUUCUUUUUUGGUGAUGUUUGUUGUUUC
This is a messenger RNA of Capsicum annuum, 686 nucleotides long. RefSeq lists its product as uncharacterized. The transcript has 4 exons. Lineage: Eukaryota; Viridiplantae; Streptophyta; Magnoliopsida; Solanales; Solanaceae. The record is from RefSeq and is a predicted model, not a curated record. The coding region runs from base 46 to 555 and encodes 169 amino acids.